AUGCCGCCCGCCCCCGAUGGCAAGAUCUACUCCGCUACGUAUAGCAAUGUUCCCGUUUACGAAUUCAACGUAGCCGGCAACCAUGUCAUGCGCCGCCGCGCUGACGACUGGAUCAACGCAACGCACAUCCUCAAAGUAGCCGACUAUGACAAGCCCGCGCGCACCCGCAUCCUGGAGCGCGAGGUGCAGAAGGGCGUCCACGAGAAGGUGCAGGGCGGCUACGGAAAGUACCAGGGCACAUGGAUCCCUCUGCACGACGGGCGCAUGCUCGCAGAGCGCAACGGCGUCCUCGAGAAGAUGCUGCCCAUGUUCGACUUCAUCCCCGGCGACAGAAGCCCUCCGCCUGCCCCGAAACAUGCGACCGCAGCUUCAAGCCGUCCCAAAGCACAGCGCGCGAGCGCCGCUGCAGCCGCCAGAGCCAACGCUUUUGUGUCAAAUCCGCCGCCUCAAAUUCCCGAGGACCCGUACGUCGAGCAGCCACAGCCACCGCAUAUAUACCGCGACGAGACGCCGGACAAUGUGACUGUCGUGUCGGAGAGCAUGUUGGGGGACCAGGACAUGCUCACGGCCUCGCAGUACUCUGCCAGCAGCCGGAAACGCAAGAGAGGCGCCGACCAGAUGUCUGUGGAAGACACGCAGCACCAGAUGUGGGCCGACGCACUGCUCGACUAUUUCAUGCUUCUCGAUUCUGACGAAGGCUUCGUCGCACCACCUGAACCGCCACCCAGCGUCAAUCUAGACCGCGCCAUCGACGACAAGGGACACUCGGCGAUGCACUGGGCAGCAGCCAUGGGCGAUCUCGAAGUAGUGAAGGAGCUCAUCCGGCGUGGCGCACGCAUAGACUGCGUCUCCAACAACCUGGAAACCCCCCUGAUGCGCGCCGUCAUGUUUACUAACAACCACGACAAGGGCACAAUGCAGAGCAUGAUCAAGAUCUUCCAGCAGACGGUGGUCCGGUCUGACUGGUUCGGGAGCACUGUAUUUCACCACAUCGCAGCUACCACGAGCAGCUCGAACAAAUACUCAUGCGCGCGCUACUAUCUAGAUUGUAUCAUCAACAAGCUGUCAGAAACAUGGAUUCCAGACGAGGUCACGCGGUUGUUGAACGCGCAGGAUCAGAACGGAGACACAGCAAUUAUGAUUGCUGCACGACAUGGCGCGCGAAAGUGUGUACGGAGUUUGUUAGGACGCAACGUUGCUGUCGACAUACCGAACAAGAAGGGCGAAACAGCAGAUGAUCUUAUCCGUGAGCUGAACCAGCGACGGCGGAUGCACGGCCGGCCACGGCAAGCAUCAUCAUCACCGUUUGCACCACCGCUAGAGCAUAGGAUGAAUGGACAUGGAGGCCAUUUGGACGAGAUGGGCCCCUCGCUAUCAUUACCUUUCCCGAGCCUCUCAGCCCGCGAAUCGCAGCGCAGCGAGUACCGCUCGCAAACAGCUUCGCACCUCAUGACCAAGGUGGCGCCUACGCUGCUAGAAAAAUGCGAAGAGCUCGCUGCAGCCUACGAAGCGGAACUGCAAGAGAAAGAGGCCGAGUCACUCGACGCAGAACGCGUGGUCAAAAAGCGGCAAGCCGAGCUAGAAGCAACGCGAAAGCAAGUAUCCGAGCUCGCAAGCAUGAACAACGGGCUGCACAUCGACCUGGGCGACGAGGAAGCAGACCGCCAUCAAGAAGACGAACUGCGGAUGAUGGUCGAGGAGGCGGAGUCGCUCCUCGAAAUCGAGCAGAUGACAGAGCUCAAGCGGAUAUGCGCCGCACAACCACAGAUCAACUCGAAUUCACCCGUCGAUCUUGCGGAGAAGAUGCGGUUGGCGCUGCUGCUUCAUCGCGCGCAGCUGGAGCGGCAGGAGCUUGUGCGAGAGGUUGUGGAGAAUCUUUCUGUGGCGGGCAUGGGCGAGAAGCAGGGCGUGUACAAGAGUCUGAUUGCGAAGGCGAUUGGGGAGAGGGAGGAGAAUAUCGAGAGUAUGCUGCCGGAUAUCUUGAAGGAGCUGGAGGAGGCGGAGACGCAGGAGCGGGCGGAGGGGCUGGAGCAGAGUCCUGUGUAG
Molecule: messenger RNA, 2046 nt
Organism: Didymosphaeria variabile
Lineage: Eukaryota; Fungi; Ascomycota; Dothideomycetes; Pleosporales; Didymosphaeriaceae
Gene: MBP1
Product: Transcription factor mbp1 (MBF subunit p120)
Exons: 3
Coding region: 1-2046 (681 amino acids)
Cellular component (GO): MBF transcription complex; SBF transcription complex
Molecular function (GO): transcription regulator activity; DNA binding; protein binding
Source: RefSeq, a predicted model, not a curated record